Messenger RNA from Cryptomeria japonica (Japanese cedar), 1739 nucleotides. Its product is annotated as diphosphomevalonate decarboxylase MVD2, peroxisomal. The record is from RefSeq and is a predicted model, not a curated record. The coding region runs from base 275 to 1552 and encodes 425 amino acids. Gene Ontology annotation, biological process: isoprenoid biosynthetic process; isopentenyl diphosphate biosynthetic process, mevalonate pathway. The transcript is spliced from 10 exons. NCBI's taxonomy places the organism in Eukaryota, Viridiplantae, Streptophyta, Pinopsida, Cupressales, Cupressaceae. Gene Ontology annotation, molecular function: ATP binding; diphosphomevalonate decarboxylase activity. Gene Ontology annotation, cellular component: cytosol.
CUUAUGACCCCGAAGACCAAAUUAUAAAAUUUGUACUCCCUGAUUGUGCACGUGGUUUGAAAGUUUAUGUGUGCUUUUUGGUUCAGCCCACGAGAAGAUUUAAGAAAUUUAAAUGAUCUAUAUAAGAAAGCCCUUCCAGCCUACACUGCAAGUAUUUCCUAGCUAGAGUAAAUGAAAGUUGUGGCUGUUGGAAAACAUUGAUAUUGAAGUGAUUCUCAAUUGAAUCUAACUGUUUUUUGGUUCACCCUAGAUAGUUUUUAAGUCCAAAUCAACUAUGGAAGCAGAUUCACAGAACUGGAUUUUAAUGGUCACUGCUAGAGCUCCUACUAAUAUAGCAGUGAUUAAGUAUUGGGGCAAAAGAGAUGAAAAAUUGAUCCUUCCUAUCAAUGAUAGCAUCAGUGUGACCUUGGAUCCCGAGCAUCUGUCAGCUACUACUACUGUUGCAGUCAGCCCAUCAUUCACAUCUGAUAGAAUGUGGCUCAAUGGCAAGGAGGUCUCUCUUGCUAGUGAGAGAUAUCAGAAUUGCCUGAGAGAAAUUAGGUCUCGAGGAAAAGAUGUAGUAGAUGAGAAGAAUGGGAAUAUAAUCAAGAAAGAAGAUUGGCAAAAGCUUCACUUGCACAUUGCAUCGCAUAAUAAUUUCCCAACUGCUGCCGGCUUGGCCUCUUCAGCUGCUGGAUUUGCUUGUCUAGUUUAUGGCCUUGCAAAAUUAAUGGACAUUGAGGAAAGAUAUCAGGGCGAACUUUCAGCUAUAGCUCGUCAAGGUUCUGGAAGUGCUUGCCGCAGCCUUUAUGGUGGAUUUGUUAAGUGGAUCAUGGGAAAGGAAAAGGAUGGAAGUGACAGUGUUGCUGUUCAACUUGCAAAUGAGAAACAUUGGGAGGAGCUUGUCGUUUUGGUUGCCGUGGUAAGUUCACGUCAGAAGGAAACAAGCAGCACAACUGGCAUGCGUGAAAGUGUUGAGACCAGUGAACUUAUUCACCAUAGAUCACAAGAAGUGGUUCCAAAGCGCAUUGUGAAAAUGGAAGAGGCCAUUGCAAAGCAUGAUUUUCAAUCCUUUGCAAGGAUCGCUUGUGCAGAUAGUAAUCAAUUCCAUGCUGUGUGUCUUGAUACAUCUCCUCCAAUAUUUUACAUGAAUGACACAUCACACAGGAUCAUAAACUCUCUUGAAAGAUGGAAUCGUUUUGAAGGAACUCCACAGGUUGCAUAUACUUUUGAUGCUGGUCCAAAUGCGGUAAUGUUUGUACCUAAUAGGAAAGUUGCAGGUUGCCUACUUAAGCGACUGCUAUACUAUUUUCCUCCAGAUUCAAGCAAAUCAUUAUCAAGUUAUGUGAUAGGUGACACAUCAAUACUAGGAGAAAUUGGUUUGAAGUCAAUGGUAGAUAUUGAAUCACUGACUGCUCCUCCAGAGCUUCAGAAAGGAAGCAGCCAUUCGACAUAUCCGGGUGUGAUUGAUUACUUCAUCUGUACACGACCUGGAAAAGGCCCCAUUUUAUUUAGAAACGAAGAUCAAGCUCUCCUUAACCCCAAAACAGGGUUUCCUCUUGAGAGUAGUUGAAACUGUCUUUUCUCUUAUUGCUUCAAGGUCAUUUCUCAUUGGUGAUAAAUUCCAUCCUCUGUUAUUUUGUUGUAAUAUUUCUUUGGCUUUUACCUCCUUAAAAGCCUUAUGAGGUCCUUUUAUGGAAUUUUAGAGCAGAUACAUUGUCUUAAAAUAAUUGAUUUUAGUAAGAUAUUAGUUUAUGCCA